This is a messenger RNA of Larimichthys crocea (large yellow croaker), 13354 nucleotides long. RefSeq names its product chromosome III C10orf71 homolog (gene ciiih10orf71). The record is from RefSeq and is a predicted model, not a curated record. Gene Ontology annotation, cellular component: Z disc. Bases 853 to 12246 code for a protein of 3797 amino acids. Gene Ontology annotation, biological process: positive regulation of calcineurin-NFAT signaling cascade. The transcript has 3 exons. Lineage: Eukaryota; Metazoa; Chordata; Actinopteri; Sciaenidae.
ACACUCGAUAUAGUCCUUGUCAUUUCUGUUCAGCAAAGAGGGUGGCACUCCAGUGUGAGCCAAUUGAGUUAUUUAUGUCUCCCAAAGGAGCAACCAAAAUACAGUCGCCCCCACGGCACCCACUCUCCCACCCAAUACUCACAAUAAUACCACAUCUUCAAGAAAUUAGGUUUUUCCCCUGCUUUACAUCCCACAAGCUCUUCAGGCGGUUGUAACACCUUCCCAGUUUGUGUUAGUUAGCUCUUGCUACUAAUGGCCAACAGUUAGCUGUCCAGAUUUAUAAAUAGUUGUGAGGCUGUUUGUUUCAUCGUCUGACACUCGACACCAAAGGAUCUCACAGAUCCGCGUGCUAGCUGAAGCCCUCAUUCUGUCCCCCCAUGGUGGACACUCUCUCUGGGACAACUCCUCUAUUUCUGUCUGGUCUCCAGCGCCCGGUUUCCGCUGCCUGCCGCUGGUCAGAUGCUCAAAGACCUGACUUUGGACUAUGUUGAGGUUUUUGCCUUGGAUUGUUGUCAAUAGCAAGAGCCAAAGCUGCGUAAGAGGGUUUGUAUGAGGUGACAGGAUCAGAUCAGCAAGGCCUUUUUGGGGAGACAGAGCCCUCUACGGAGUUUACAAUAAGGCCCAAAUUAUGGAUUAUAAAACUGGAAGGAAAACAACAAAUUCCAGGAUUUUUUCGAAGCCAGCUAAGAAGCACAAUGCCUUAGGACCUUCUGGCUGUGCAUAAUCCUGACUGGGGCCCCCAAACUCUGGGCCCUGUAGUUCCAGCAUCAGGCAGUAUAUAAUUUUGAGGUCUGUGCUUGCAUGAAUGACUGAACAACUGAGGACAGAGCUCUUUGUUAGUGAGCCUGCAUCAUGACCUCAGUUGAGAAGCGACGCUCAGGUCGAAAGAGUGGCGGGCAUCGAAAGCACAGUGAUGGAGGCUACAGCGACACCUCCAGUGGCGGGUCCUUUCUGGAUGAGACUGACCGUGAGGUCAGCAAUCUGACAGAUCGAGCAUUCAGGAGUCUCUGCAUUGGAGAUGAGGCUGUUUAUAAUGACUCAGACCUUUGUUCGUCUUCACCCUGCUCCCAGAGGGACAGGCAGCUGGCAUUUAGCCAGAGUGGCCAGGAGAGAGGCAGAGAAGACAGAGAAAGGGAGGAACUUAAGAGAGCUGCACAUGAGAGCUUCAGCUUCAGGAUGCAGCAGUAUGGACAGGAAUGGAUCCAUGGAGGAAUGUACGGGGCUGAGAUCCAGAGAGAUCCACAGUGGGAGGUUUAUGGGGAAAGGACACAGGGGAGGGUUUCUGCCACAUUCCAGCACUCUUUUGUGGAAAACUCUCAACAGGGGGAAUCUCUGAUGGAAGAACAGCUGUCCUUCCUGAGCAAUGGUGCCACAGAGUUGAGUUCACAACAACGCAGAAGCCGCUCUAGAGUUUCUUCCCUCAUCCGAGCUUUUAACUCUGAGGGACACAGGGAUGGAGCAGGGAUGGAUGGUAAACUCAGAGAUUGGAAUGACGAGACAAGCUGGGACAAAUCAGCUCUGAUGAGUAUCCAAAGGGAACUUUCUGAAUUCUCAACACCAUACCAGCAAAGCUUUAACAGUGGUUAUUACCCCUCAGCUGGUCCGUACUCAUCCCAAGAAGCCAACUUGUACGCCUCUGAAGUAGCAGCAGUGGCUCAUAUGAAUUCUGCAUCCUCUUUUAUGAGUUCUUCCCACAGUAAACACAGCAUGUCCACGCAGGUCAACUGCAACUCUAACUUCUUUAUACACAGUGAGUUUAGUCCGUUCAAGGUGUGGAGGGACCAUAACAGGUUUCCCUUCCAACAAGGACAAGUCUCAGGGUUUAUGCACUGUUCAGAGUUUCCUAGAUGGUAUGAGACACCUAUGUACAAAGAGCUUUCACUGGAGGCCCAACCACAGGGUCCUUAUAGGUUUGAGGAGAGGGGUAACAGACACCCGAGGAAUAACUUGGCGCCUGUGGUUCCUCCCACUCCUUCACGCUCCACCUCAACUUCCACAAUGCUACAGAAAGCUUUGGCUGUUGAGAAACGGUGUGAGUCAGAGUUGGCAGGUCAUUACCCUCACAGGAAGCGGACACAGAGCCUGGGAACUAACAGGCUCCCAUCCCAACGCCCAUCAACUGCAUCACCUACGAUCGAGAUGUCCCGGCGUGUCCAGGACACCAUCAGCUCAGUCAAAGCUCUGCAGCAAAAAAUCAAAAUGAUGACAGAACAAAAUAUUACAACUGAAAUGACAGCGAAUCAACAAGGAGUACUUUACAACAAUGAUAAUUUAAUUCCCUUUGGCAACAAUGCACAAACAGUGGCACCAGCAUCCUAUAACAUCAGCCAGCCGCACGCACCAUUAGUCCAUGCACAUCAAGAAGUAGAGCGAUCAGAGCUCCAGCAGUAUGCAGUUUCCCCUCAACCUAUGGAACAUCCUCCAGUGCGAGCAGAAAGCCGGGGAGCCAAUCCUGAUGUUCGGAUGUCCAGCUACAAAUCCAGAGCCACAAGCCUACUCUUUAAUCUCAAAGACAACAGGAAAAGAGUAAAAAGCACCUACAGCCCUCCGAAAUUCAAAGGCUUGGAGAUACCAGAGAAAAACAAACAGCCUUUGCUUCAGGAGCCUAGAGACACUGUAAUAGAUAUCCCUGAAUUUCCAGAUCCAGAUAUUCAAUUUAGCCAAGUAGAAGCAUCCAGCAGAGCAAAUGCUGCCUCACAUCAAUAUGUAAACCAGUAUCAUAACCCUGGAUUGCCACUUGCAACACUAAAUUCUCAACCUGCAACAGCAUAUACAGGCCAAUAUUCAGAAUACACUUCAAGUGAUUACCAAACAGCUCAGAUGCAAGGUGAGAUUGUUCAUCACUCUGGGUUCACUGGUUUAAUACCUGAAAAUUACGCUAGCAAUCAGCUGGCUAAUGGACAGAAUCUCCAUGAAGACUUAUCGUCAUUUCCUCCCUAUAAGCAAGGUAUGAUUGAUAAUGUACAAACUCUGGGGGGAGACACGUUUAAACCAUCAUAUACAGCUACAGAAAUACAGAGAAUAUAUUCUGACAACAAUCAAGCCAGAGAAUAUUUAAUAAGUAAGGCAAAUACUGAACAACAUUUUAAUGAAACAGUGGGAAGGGAAUUCACAAAGGUGGAUAGAUAUCAGCAGCUCAAAGAAAACCAACAUGAUUACAGUAAUGUGUCCUCACAGGAUAGGUGGGGACAGACAAACAGCCAAGACACAGAAAAUAUCAGUCUGAAAGCAGCUAUCUCUCCAUGGAAACAAGAGACAACUGCUUUAAUAGAAAAAGACCAACAUCCACAGGCAUACCAAAGAGCAGCUGCGAGAAAGGAGGAACUAAGUUUACCAAGAGACAAAUACAGAGAGGAAAAUCAGCAAAAUAAAGAACUUGAGAAAACAGAGUCGAGGGAGAGUUUUGGUGUUGGAACAUGUCAUAAAAAAGCUGGAUUGGUCAAUCCUAACAUUUCAAACCAACUGCCACAAUAUGCUCCAUUUAGUAAUGACACUGUAGAAAAUCCAAAGGAUUUUGGACAACAGCAACCUAAGGCAUUUAAGGACAAACAAGUACUUCCAAAGUCUUACGGAUACAAUAAGGAAAAUGAAACAAAAGAUAAUUAUUUGACGCAGAAUUAUAACAGAUAUGCUGAUCAUGACAAAACUAUGCUCAUGCAAGAAACAGGUCAAAGAAAGCAAAUGCCUAAGGGCCAUGAAAUACAAAGUCUCCAGUCAAUAGAAGCCAAACCACAGUUAGAACAUAAUAAGACGAAAAUGUCAUUAUCUGACUUUGACAAUGCAUCUGCCCCCACAAUAGCAAACCGGGUGGAACACAGACAAUUUGCUGAGGUCAAGGCUGAGCAGGCCAUGGCAGAACAUAUAAAAGCACAACACGCCCAAGCAGAGCUGGCAAAGGCUCAGCACUGGGCUCAAGUGGAGCAACCCAAAGUCGAGUCUGCUGGGUUAAUUUUAACAGGGCAGACUGGUUCAGAGAAAGUCAAAGCAGAACAGAGCAAAGCAGAAAUAACAGAACACGAGAGAGUAGCUAAAGCAGAACAUAUUGAACCUCCAGAACAGUACGGCGAAAAACAAUCAGACCAGACUUCAGAAGAACAAACUAAGGCAGAGCAAACCAGAUCACAAAAGGUAACAGAGAAGCCAAAAAAUAAUACCGAGGAAGCUGGAGACGAGCACAUGAGAGGGGUGCAGGAAAAGCAGGUCAAAGUAGAACAAGUCGAAGCAGAGAGGCUAAAAGAAGAACACAUAAAAACUGACCUGACCAAGACUGAGCAGGCAAGCAUAAAGCAAGCCAUAACUGAACAGGCCAGGGGAGGAAGGAUCAAAGCAGAGCAACUUAAAGAAGAAGAGGCAAGAGCAAAGCAAGUUGAAAGAGAGCAAAUAGAGGCAGAACGAAUCAGAACAGAAAAGGUUAAAGCAGAACAGGCUGAAGCAGAGCGCAGAGAUAAAGAACAAGCUAAACUCAAGCAGCUAAAAGAGCAACAAGCUAAAGCGGAACAAGAGAAGACUAAGGUAGUUGAUUCAAUUGACGCAGGUCAAAUAAAUGCAAAGCAACCUAUAACACAAAUAAGUAACGUCAAAGAGGAAAAGGUGACAGAUAGAAAUCCAGAGCAGGCAAAGUUGGAACAAACAAAAGUGGAGCUAGCUAAAGCAGAGCAAACAAAAACAGAGAACAUGCAGGAAAGGUCAGCUAAUUGUGCAGCAAAACUAACAGCGACGCAGCAGGUCAAAAGUGAGCCAGAUAGAGUUGAACAAGUCAAGACAGAGUUGGCUAAAGCUAAGGCAGAACUGGCUAAAAUAAAGGAGAAAAUGAGAGGAGAGCAAAAAGUCAAAAAUGCAGUUUGCACAAAAGUAGAUGGGAUUACGAAAGGCUCUCCUUUAAGGGUAAAUCUAAAUAAAAAUGAAGAGGACAAAGAUCAGGACCAGGCAAAACAAACACAUAAACAGAAAGAAGAUUCAGUUGUUGUCCAGAGGCAAAGUGUAGAUAAUGCUAUUAGAGGGGCUAAUGAUUAUACGUGUCUUAGGGAGAAAUAUGGUUUUACAGAUACAGCCUUAACAGAGGGAAACAAACCUGCAGAAAAUGUUUCUUCAAAUGAUGCUAGUGACACUCCAUCUGUAAUUCUUGAUAAAGUUGAGACAACAAAAACCGAGAAAUCAAAAGACAGACAUAGCCCUACAAACAGAUUUGCAACAGCUAACACAGAAAAUAAAGUUGAUGUAGGCAGCUUUAAAUCCAAUCAGGUGACAGAAAGUCACUAUGUUUACAGUGAGUCAUCCAAAGAAUUCAAAUUAUCUGGUGCUGAUCAUUUACCUAGCAAUGUAGAUAGAGCAAAUAGUGAUGCUGCUACUAAUAAAAUGAAGGAUGACAGUGUUGAAAAAUUGGAAAGAUGUGACCCUCCGAAAAACACUGAUGUUUCCCAGCAAGCAGAUUUUGGUUUGGCUAAAACGACCCCCCUUGAAAGAAAACCCAAGUCAACUGAGCACAGUGUAGGUCCAAGUAAAGAUCCACAUUUUACCCCUACCAAAGCAAUGUCCCAUAAAGAGAGGGCUCAAACCAAGCAGGAGAUUCUGACUUCCAAGAUAAAAGCUCAUGCUGAAAAAGAGAUUUCAGCAAUUAAAGAAAAGGGUUUUGCUAAACGGGAUGGGUUUAUAUCCAAAACGUCUACCAAGCUAUUAGGUAGUCAGGCUAUUAAUAUACGACAGAGGCCACCAUCACAGGAAGUGUCUAAAAAGCAAGAAAGCACAAUGUCCAGUAAUACGACACCAAAGAACCAUAUGGAGCUUUCAGGAAUACAGAUGGAACCAGUCAAGUCUGUUUCAGAUCCCAGCUCUGCUGCAAUACCAGUUAAGUCUGUAGCAACCACCAGUCAAUUAGUAGACCAUUCACAGAAACAAGUUCCCAAAGAUCCCACGAAGAGCAAGGAUAAUGUACCAACACCCAGAGAAGGAAAACAAGCAGAAAGUUAUACCAUGAGCACAGAUGAAGGUUUGGUAGAAAAUCAAAAGAAAGUGAAUGAGUCUGGGAUUAAGUCACCAAUGCAAAGUAAAGAGGAGGUACCCAAGAACAAGCAAGGACAACAGGAAGAAAACUAUGAAAUCUCUGGAAAACAGAAAGAGAGACUCAAAGACACUCGCAACAAGGAGAAAGAGGAUCCACCACAAGCUACAGCUCUGGUCAAAACUGAGAGCUCCAAACCUGUGAUGACAGAAAAGGCUAAAAAUAAACAUGAGACAUGUCAUAAGGACACAGUACCUUCACUAAAUCUUGUCCUUGGUCAGAAUGAGACCCCCGUGGCUGAUGACAGCUUGCAGAUCACGGGAAUAAUGGUAACUGUACGAGAAAGAAAGCCAUCUGUGAACAAUGGUCAGAGGAAUACAGAGGAAACAGAGAGCAAUACUUCUAAGAUAGAUAAAUGUCAUCCGAGCUCAGGUCUUGAAGUAAGUAAAGGAAGUAAAUCUUCAAUGGAUGUUAGCAGCAAAAUUGGUAUGAAUAAUCAUCCUGAAACCAUGCAGGAAAUUUCAACCCUAGAGACUAGACAGAACAAUGUACCAGAGAAUGUGAAAAGGAUUAAUCUUCAGCAUGCGAGUACUUCCACAAAUACAAAAUCCCAAAGGGAAACACAACUCCAAGAGCCACAGGCUGAAAAAGCUGUGCCCUCGGCAGUCACUGUACCUACUAAAAAUAAAGUGCCCGCUGAACCCCUUCUCUACAAGCAGGACACAAUAGCAAGAGAAAGCAAAGAGAACUCAGCAAAGAGCAUAAAGAAAGGUGAAGCACAGAGUAAUACUGAAGAGAAAAAUCCACAAGGACAAAAAGCACACAGCAAUGAGACCUUCAUGGCCAAAGCAGUGAACACAGGAAUCAACCACACGAAUAAUUCAAACAAGUCUGAUGCUAAAACUUUGAUAAUGCAUGACAUCAAACCAUCAUUAAAAGAAGAUAUGACAACAGUCAUAAAUCCAUCCAAAAUCAUAAGCAUAGAUGCCAAGAAUGCACCCCUACUGGAGGAAAAGAGAUGUGACUCAACACCAGCAAAGCCAUUGAACAAAACCAAUCCCUCUAAUCAUUUAACUCAGAAUGAUGUGCAUAUAGGUAGCAUUUCCAUCAGAGUUGUGCCAGCAGUAACUGAGAAGGAUAACCUAAAAACGGAGGGGAAACAUCAUGUCACAACUGUCCCUUCUGGUCUAGUUGCAGGUAAUGAACACACACAAGUUGCAUCAUCUAAUCACGAGAAAAAGGUGGAUACAAACAAGGAAGACAUAAAAGACCUCACCCCAGCAAGCUGUGAGAAGCAGAUGAAAGACAAUUUGGAAGACAAAUUAGGAGUACAACAUGUGUGGUCCAGUGUGAAAAAACUGCCAGAUUCAUUAAAAAUCAGCAAUCAACAGAACAGCGUAAACACAACCAGUGAGAAUACUCAAGCUGAAGAUGGGAAGCCUGAAAAAGCUAAAAGUGGGAAAUCAGUGGAUGAAUCAAAAAUACAACCAAUGGAGGGAGAUUACUUCCAAGUGCAAAGGAUAGCAGAAACAAAAAAUGAACCACACAAUAGUGUAAAUAUUGGAGAUACAUCUAAUGCUGUUUUGAAGGGAAGGGAACCUCCAGGAUUGGUACCAAACAAAACAACUAUCAGGAAUGAAUCAUGCAAUGAAGAAAAAAGUGUCUUUGUGUUGGAUCAAAGUAAAAUAAAAACAGUGGAAUCAAGUUCAGUAAGUGUUCAAGAUGAGAUCACGAAAAGGAAAAACAGGGAAAAAGAAGAUAAUUUGGCUUCAAAUCAGAGGGAUGGUUCCACAGAGAGACGAAGUAAUAAAAAUGAGAAGACAGAGGCAGGUCAAACUACUCAUAUCAGAAAACACACACACAGCACACAGCACACAGAGAACCAGUCCAGUAUAUCAGCAAGGGAAAGACAGAGCUCAAACAGUUCACACCCAGCAAGGGAAAAUACAGUUGAACCUGAAGUUAAACCAAAACCAAAAGAAAAGGUAUCCACAAUACCUGAGAUAACAGCACUUGCAGACUACGCCAGGUUAAAAGUAAUUGCUUCAGAAGACCGUGCAAACACAAUUCAGGAAUUUCCACCAAACAAAAAGGAAGGAUUCUUUCCAUUAAUACAAACUCAUCAUAGCAGGCGUCCAGUGUUCACUGCCGACCCAAAAGACCUCUCUGUGAAAGAGAAAAGUUUGCCAAAUAAGACAGAGGUCAACUCCAAAGUGAACAAAGAGCCCAAACCCUUAGUAUUUCCCAUAACAGAAAAAGAACACCAAAGGACUGGGAUGUUCAAACUGGGAGACAAAGAAAGACAAGAGAAAAUGCGUUCAGAUGCCAAAACCAGUGAAGAUGUAUUGGACCCUGGGGUAAAACACUCACAGCAUCUCAAAGAAAGAGACAAGUCACCAACAACUCAUCUCAAGAACCAGGGAAGUGAAAAACAAGUGGCUGGAACGGAUAUCCAAAGAGUUUCUCAAGUAAUUCAAAGUAUUCCCUCCCACCCUCCUCCAACAACAUGUUCUGAAGUCAACAAGCCAAGAAACACUAGUGUGUCACAACAUAUAAAGCGACUUGAAGCAUACACCACAGAGAAUAGCAAACAAACAAAGCUAAGAAAAGAUGAGAACACUGAAAAUGCACUCAAACAGAACAGACCAGAAAAACUGAGACAAGAAAGACUCAUAACUCACCAUGAAGAAACCAUGGCAAAGCAGAGCUUUGCUGAGCAGGAACAGCUGGAGGAAGAACAAACUUCUAGGGUAGAGGUGGACAGAAGAGCAGAAGACAUUAAAAUAAAGCACAUCAUUGAGGAGAGUAGAGCUUCUCAGGCUGAAGAAGAGAGGAGAGCCACUCAGCGAGAAGAGGAGAGGAGAGCAAGAGAGCGGGAGGCCAUAGCUAUUCAGAUCAAGGAAAGGCGGGAAAAACAGAGAGAGGCAGAGAGAAGGGCAGAGGAAGAAAGAAACAGACUGGCAAAACAGACUGAGGAAAAGAUAACUGCUCAAAAGGAAGAGGAGAUGAGAGCAAAGCAGAGAGAGGAAGAGCAGAUAAAAGAAAAGGAGAAGAUGUUGAAACAGCAAGAGGAGGAGAGAGCUGCACAAGAGGAGCAGCAAAGAAGAGCUGCUGUGAUUGAGGUGCAGCAAAAGAGAGCUGCACAAAAGGAGCAGCAAAGGAGAGCUGCACAAGAAGAGCAGCAAAGAAGAGCUGCUCUGGUUGAGGAGCAGAAAAGGAGAGUUGCUCAAGAAGAGCAGAAAAGGAGAGCUGCACAAGAGGAGCAGCAAAGACGAGCUGCUCAAGAGGAGCAGCAUAGACGAGCUGCUCAAGAGGAGCAGCAAAGGAGAGCUGCACAAGAGGAAGAGCAAAGGAGAGCUGCUCUGAUUGAGGAGCAGCAACGGAGAGCUGCACAAGAAGAGCAGCAAAGAAGAGCUGCUCUGGUUGAGGAGCAGAAGAAGAGAGCUGCACAAGAGGAGCAGCAAAGGAGAGCUGCUCUGAUUGAGGAGCAGAAGAAGAGAGCUGCACAAGAGGAGCAGCAAAGGAGAGCUGCUCUGAUUGAGGAGCAGAAAAGGAGAGCUGCACAAGAGGAGCAGCAAAGGCGAGCUGUUCAAGAGGAGAAGCAAAAGAAAGCUGCUCAAGAGGAGCAGCAAAGAAGAGCUGCUCUAGAGGAGCAGCAAAAGAGAGCUGCUCUAGAGGAGCAGCAAAGGCGAGCUGCACAAGAGGAGCAGCAAAGGCGAGCUGCUCAAGAGGAGCAGCAAAGGCGAGCUGCACAAGAGGAGCAGCAAAGGCAAGCUGCACAAGAGGAGCAGCUAAAGAGAGCUGCUCAAAAGGAGCAGCAAAGAAGAGCUGCUCAAGAGGAGCAGCAAAAAAUAGCUGCUCUGAUUGAGGAGCAGAAGAGAAGAGCUACACAAGAGGAGCAAAGGCAAGCUAAACAGGAUGAAGAGAUACUUGCUAAUAUUGAGAAAGAAAAGAAAAGAAAACAGAGAGAGGAGGAGAAAGCUGCUAAAAUUCCAGAGGAGGAAAAGAUCAAACAGGCCCAGGAUCACCAGAUUAAAGAGCACAGGGGCGAAAGACAGAAAAGAGAAGAAUUGAUGAGCACACAGAGAGAGAAUGAUGAGAGAAGAGCUGUUCAAAUAGAGAAAACAAUUAUAAAACAAAGAGAUGAAAAGCAAACCAAAGAGAAGAUGGCCAGACUCCUUGAGGAGAGCCAAGCAGCACUGAAAAAAGAGGAGAAGAAAGUAGCACAAGAACGAAUGCUAGCUCAAAGAAACAAUGAGAUCAGCUCUAUAAAGAGAGGAGAAGAAGAAAAGUUAGCCGUCUACGGAGAAAAGGAGAGAGCUGAUCAAAUGGAGGAGCAAAAAAGAGCAGCACAGAGUGUGGAUUCUCUUCAAUACUAUGCCAUCACGUCAACAGAAUCAGAGAGGAAACCCAGAGAAAGACAACUAAGCUCCCCUUCACCUUCUCAACAAAGAAAUAACUCAUCAGGUUUUGAGUCGACUGAAGACUCCCACACCAGGGCUUAUAGGCCACAUGCCCCUGCAUCUCCAGCUCCAGCUCUACCCCGCUCCAACACCUCCUCUCCUGCUCUUGGAACCAAACCUUUAAUGUUCAGGGUGAAGGAUAACACCAACAGAGGGCCCUUUUUCACCAAGUCUGUUAAACCACGCUUCCAUAAGAACUUUGGAGAGGAUUUCCGAGUGGGUUCACCCAUGGGGUCAGAAAGAGGUGAGGAGGAGCAAGAGACAUUGAGACGCAGUGCUUUAACUCCUCUCCAUUCUGACACAGGGUUAAACAGACUUGCUGCUAUCAAAGAAUCCUCAACUUUUCAGUCAGCAUCUUCAUCACAGGACUACUCAGCCCCUCUCCCACAUCACAGGCCUUACUCCAGGAGGAGCAUCGCUCUGGAUGAGGACGACUCCCGCUCUGUCAUCAGCAACAUGUCAGAGGAUGUGGAGAGUUUCGCCACCAGUGCAGCAGAUCUGGCAGAUAUACGAGGCCUGUAUGACUAUGAGAGGCCAGAAUCAGCCUGUAGCUUCAGCAGUGAUGUGUCACGUUCUUUGGGCAGGCCUCCAGUUGUUCCCCCCAAGAGUGAAAAAGCUUUGCGCAGGGCAAAAAGGUUGACUACCAGGAGAAUCAAGAAGGAGUUGUCCAAAGCUGUAGCAGACAGUCCUGUUGAAGUUGAGAAACCUUUUCAAGAAGACUCCAGUAUACCUUCCUCCUCCUCCAUUGAGGUAUGCUCCUCCAAACUCCAUGCUGUGGCUUCCCCUCAUUUUUCCCCACCUGUCUCCCUUGCUCAUGCCCCAACAGUGGGGUCUAGCUUGCCUUCCUCCAACACAGAACACCAAUCUUCUCACAGCUCUUUCUAUGCUUCCCCUCAUGCCACUGGUCCUAUCUCCCUCCCAACUGCUUCACCUCACGCAACUGCCCCCAUUUCUCUCCCUGUUGCCUCGCCUCAUGCUACUGGCCCUGUUUCCCACGCUGUUGCUCCUAAGAUAGUUGCUGAUGUACCCUCUUCUCCCACUCUCCAUCAUGCCAACCACCCAGCUCCAGUGACCCAGUACCAUGUAGAGUCGAACUACCCGCAGUCCUACCCACUGACUCAGCGUAAGGUGCUGCAAGACCUCGGCUCUGGUCAGUAUUUUGUUGUGGAUGUGCCCGUUGAAGUAAAAAAGAAGACUUUCUUUGACCCAGAGACAGGAAAGUAUGUUCAGCUGAAUGUGCGUGAGUCUGCCAAGAGCACGUCCCGACCCCAGCCUCAGCAAACAUACCUACAGCCUCAGCUCCAACCCCAGGUCCAUGUCAACACACAACAACAGCGCCUCACCCAGGACUCUCCAGCUGGCAAGCCCCUUGUGCUGUAUCAAGGAUAUCAUGGUUAUCCACAAGGCUACCAAACUGCGGCUAUGAACUCUGUGCCAAACAACAGGUCAUCAGCCCCUGUGACCCUCCAUCAAGACCAGCAGCCUGUCAUGGACAGCCACAGCUACGGAUAUCCAGCCCCUGAAAUCGGACAGAACUCUGAAGGGCAUCGCUACAGUCCAGAGAAGACUCCAUACAUGGACACGGUUAAUGAUACAGACAAAACACAUAACACAGUUUACAACACACAUGGCCCAUAUGAGUCUUUACCAGAGUGUGACACAAACAGCCAGCUUGCAGGAAGCUCAGUUUGUCAAAAUGAUAGCUCAGCCCACUCAAGAUAUCAGCCCCGUGAUAUAAUAACCAUGAGUGAACUGGAGGAUUUUAUGGAGCUGUCUGACUGGUGAGAAUAAAGACUGCUGCAGCUUUGACGCAGACAUAGCUAAAUAAAGUAUUUGAUGAGAUAAAGAUAAGCACAGUAUGAAUGGAUCAUUAUAUGCAGUAUUUUAAGUGUUUGUAAAUGACUUUUUCAAGUGAAAAUAGUCUCAGAAUGUUUUUGGUUUGUGGUUUCAAAAAGUCCCUGUGACGUGCUGUUAUAUUGCUGCUGUUGAUUUUGAAGAUUCACUGUCGAACUAUUUAUUGUGUUACAGAGAAGUUCACCAUUCCAUUUGACUUUUGAAUGUGAGAAGCUACGGUAUAUUUCUUGUGUAUACAGUAUGAUGAUCAGUGUUCCGUCGCCUCCUAAACCUGGAGGUUAGUUAUCAUACAUUGAACAGCAACAGUAUGUCAAUGGUGUUUAGUCGUGUGGAGAAAUUCUAGUUUCUGUUAUGAACACUGACAGGUCUGCUUAAGUUUUCAUCAUUUUUUUUUUCUUGUUAGUGAAAUCCUACUUUUGGCAUUUUGUGAUGCAUGAAAUAUUGUUAAAACCCACCGCGUCAAUCAAAGCGUCGAUCUGCAGAUGGUGAAAAGCAUCGUUUAUGUAUUCAACCACUGUGUCAAAGCCAGUCGUGAUGAGAUUAUUGCCGUUUUAGAGGUUUAAUAUCAUACAGUAGUCCAUUUGUUAAGUUGGAGGUUUGUGAGAAUGUUUCUGUGUUGCUGUGAAAGAGUAGUGUGACAUGGACAAUAAAAAACACUUAAUUCAACCAAAUUAUUACACCACAACUAUUGUCUUUCAAAAUCACCUUGUAAAGAUUAUAAAUAAACAAAAAGGAAAUAUGAAAGAGUGCUGUGCUAGGUUGAUUUCAUUUUAUUACUCAAAAGACCGUAAUAACAAUAUAAUGUUAAUGUCACUGGCAUCCUGUUCUGACUCUUGAAAUGUACCCUGGGUCUGAAUGACUCAAAAUGAAGAGUCUUUUCACUGAGUGCAAUAUAAAAUUACAUGUUCAUGAGAGAGCACAAUAAUCUGUCCAGAGAGAUUUCAUAAACAAAAAGAGAAAAUUACAUUUUGUUGGUGACAUUUGUGUGUACGUGCAUGUGUUUUUACUGUACGAAUCAAUGCGAAUGCUUAAAUCCCUG